AUGAGGACUGCAUUCACCUUCAUCAUGAGGGGAAUCGUACUAGCUCUUCUGCUCACCCUUGCGGAAGGCCAGAUUCUCGAUUCUGGGACAGAGUUUAAAAAUGGGAUAGCGUACAAGUUCAGCUAUGAAACUCUAAUGGAGACUACAUUGGAAGGAAUUGAUAUGGGCAAAACUUCCCUGAUGCUAACAGCUGAUAUAGAAAUCUUUGGAGGAAAAUCUGAUGUGAAGAUUCAAAAUAUAAGAAUGCAGCAUGCUGUUGGAGUCUCUCAAAGACUUCACUUUACUGACAUUCCUGUGCCAGAAGAACUAAAGCGCUGUGAACACUUUGGCUACAAACUGCCUGAAGGAGGAAGGCUUGAGACUUUAUAUGUGUCAAGAGAUGCAACUCUGCAGUGUACCAACCUUUUCAGAGGCCUCGCCGAUUUGUUGCCCUUACGAUUAAAGAACCAAAAAGAUUAUGAGACGUUCGAGGAUGGAAUUGCAGGCGAGUGCUUGACAAGGUACAUAGUUGAAGACGAACAGAGUGGCAAUGAACUCACUAUUACCAGGAGCAAGGAUCUGAAUAACUGCAAGAAUAAAGUUGUGAAGUACAUUGGAAUUCCCUUAGUCUACAAUAUCCCGAUUUCCCCACUGAAAGGGAAAACGUUUCCUGGAACUACUGUAACUUUCACGAAAUUGAAACGUGAUGGUGGUGGUAGUGCUGCCCAGCUUGCUAGCAUCCGGUCUAAACAAAUAUACCAGGUUUCUCCAUUCGGUGAAGUUGAUGGUUCUGGAAUUAUAACAGCCAUACAAAAUUUUACCUUGCUUGAGGUAGCUAAUAAACCCUCCCCAGUGGAACAUUCACAGCCGUAUAAGGCUGUCAGCUGUCAUUAUGAGUUUUCAGAAUAUCUGCCCCAAACGCUUCCCAGCACCAAAGACUACAAGAAAAAGGCUGAAGAAAUAUUGAACGAAUUAGCCCACACACAAAGCACUUUGGCAGAGCCUUCUAAGUACCUAGAGCUUAGUCAAUGUAUUCAGCAACUAACUUCUGCUGAUCUGCAAACACUCUUGAAGGAGUUUGAGAAUGAGCAUAUUGUCAGACAUGUCCUGCUGAGUUUAAUUCUGGCUUCUGGCACUUCUGAAUCAAUGGCACUCAUAAGGGACCUAUUCGUCAAAAAUGAACUGAUGGAUGGUGAAGAAUAUUUGAUUCCCAUAGCCUUUUUCUUAACCAAGCCUGACAUCAAUAAAGUGGAAGACUUGUCUAGAAUGGCAGUAGAAAUACUUGCCCACGCAAGAAAAUCAGAACAACGUCUGCUUACGAAGCACCUCUUUCUAACGUAUGGUGUCUUGAUCAAGCAUCAAUGUUCUUUUCAGGCUCGACCCUGCCCCAGCAAAAUUCUUGAUUAUCUCCACAACUUCCUAACUGAUGCAACUAAGGUGCAUAACGAAUACGAAACUAUAUUGGCUCUCAAAACUAUCGGCAAUGCAGUUCAGAUACCCAGCAUAAAGCUAGUGAAAAUCUUGGCUGAAUCUGAGAGAAAUACACCAGAAAUCAUGCUUGCUAUUAUUGACACCAUGAUGCAUUUUGGCAAAGUGGACCCUGCAAAGGCGCAAGCAGUCCUCAUGCCGAUAUAUAUGAACCCUUCACAUUCCAUCCAAAUCCGAACAAUGGCUUGCAGGGCCCUCUUUGAAACUAACCCUGGCGUCCCUGUGAUAACAACUAUUGCUAAUGUGGCAGCUGAAGACAAGGAUCCAAAAUUUGCCACUUUUGUAUUUCGAAUGCUAAAUGAUUGUCAAAAUCUCAACUUACCAAACUACUCCAUCAUGCGAUCUGCUUGCAGUAGGGUCAUUAAUUAUAUGGCCAGUUAUCGUAACAGAAUGAACUAUCCUAACAGCAAGGUUCUUCAUUUCAAGCUCUUCAGCAGUUCAUAUGACUCUGGGUUCCUUGGAAAAUUCAUCUUUGUAAAGAAUGACAAAUCAGUGAUUCCCUCAAAUGUCAUCAUUAGUUCAGAAGCAUUGCUCCCAGGUGCAAGUGUUAAACUAUUAGAGAUUGCAUUUCAAAGUGCAAACGUCAUGCAACUGCUUCAGGAGCACAAAGGCCAAUUUGAUCAAUACUCUGCCCAUCAGAAGAUAAAAGAUACUGAACAGAAGCUGUCAGGAUUCAAGGAAGUAUCUGGAAUAGAUCCUCUCUUAUUUGCCUCUCUCAGAUUUUCUGACUAUGAUAUCACUUAUCUUGACACUAAAGAAAUGCAACAAUUAAUGAAGUAUAAGGAGAUAAUCGCGAUAAUAUUGAAAUACAUAGAAUCCAUGAAAGGCAUCACUGAUACACAAUUCACUCAAACUCUGCCUUUGGAAGUUCGGUACCUGGUUCCUAAUGCUGUUGGUAUGACAGUUGAAGUAGGCUUCAGUGGCAUUGUGAAUGCACUUGCUGCAGUGAAAGGCAAAAUAGACGUAUCUCACCCCGAUCUCAGAGAAGCCAGUCUACAAGCUCAGCUUGAGGGCAAGAUUAGUCUCAAUGGUGAGGGAAAAUUUAUGUUUGGAGUUAAUGCUGGUAUCCUGCAGAAUGUUUUGGAAAGUAUAGCCAGUUUUCAAAUGACCAUCACACCCAAAAUGGAAGCCUCACUGGACAUGAAAAAUAAGAACUUCAAAAUCAACUUUGACUUCCCACAGAAACCGUAUAGGAUUAUGACUACAAGCCACGAGGGACGUGUUGUAUCAAGAGGUCUGAACUUUGAGAAAACGGCUCCAGUUCUUCCAGCUGAAUUUGCAGUUGACAUCUUGUAUGGACACUUCAGUGUAGGAAAAGGCAGCAAUAAACAAAGAAAUCCUUCCAAAAAACGCCAGCAAGAGGAGUUCAAAUUGUCCAUUCCAUGUCUGACGACCCAUAUUGCAAUUAUACAACAAGCCGAUGACGUUUUGCCUUUAACACGUUCACUGCUCCACAUGGCUGCUGCAUAUCACAAAAUGAUAGUUAAUAUGAUAACAGAUUGUCCGAUCGAUAAGGUCAAGGCAGAGUUCCAGCUCAACCCUCAACCACUGAGGAUGAGGAGGGACUUGAGAUCCUAUGAUGAAGAAAAGGGACACAGUAAAAAAACAGUUGAGAUCAGGAGCAGUGACAGCAGCGACAGCACCAAGAGCAGCGACAGCACCAAGAGCAGCGACAGCACCAAGAGCAGCGACAGCACCAGGAGCAGCGACAGCACCAGGAGCAGCGACAGCAGCAGCGAGAGCCAGAGUGAUCACCGCAAACAGAAGCGUGGUCAUCACAAUAGGUCUCCUCGCAGCGAUGCCAGCAGCAGCAGCAACAGUGACUCCACCACCAGCAACAGCAGGAAUGAGAUUAAGAGUGGAGUCCGCUGUACGGACAAGCACCAUUGCCAGGACAAUGAUUCUAGCAGCAGCAGCGAUUCUAACAGCAGUGAUUCUAACAGCAGUGGUUCCAGCAGCAGCAGCGAUUCUAACAGCAGUGAUUCUAACAGCAGUGAUUCUAGCAGCAGUGAUUCUAGCAGCAGUGACUCCAGCAGCAGUGACUCCAGCAGCAGUGACUCCAGCAGCAGCAGCAGUGAUUCUAGCAGCAGUGAUUCUAGCAGCAGCAGCAGUGAUUCUAGCAGCAGUGAUUCUAGCAGCAGCAGCAGUGAUUCUAGCAGCAGCAGUGACUCCAGCAGCAACUCCAGCUCCAGCAGCAGCAGCGAUUCCAGCAACAGUGACAGCAAUUUAUUGUUUCAUGUGCCACACUUAUCUCUGAGUGACAGGAUGUUUGGGGACGGUCCAAAAGAGAUUUAUGAGAUGACAUUCAGAUCAGUGCAAAAACAGCAGUCAAGGAAACAGCAAACGGAUAGCAGUAGAAAAAGCAGGCGCGGCAGCAGCAGCAGAAGAACCAGCAGCAGCAGCAACAUAAAAAGACGCAGCUCCUCAUCUUCCUCCAAUUAUGAUUCUAGCAGCCAAGAAGACACAAAAGGCACACCGUUGAAAACAGUUAUGUAUGCUAAGUUCCUGGCCCUCCGUCAUGAUAAGAAAGAAGUUGGAUUCACUGCUGCGCUGCUCUCUAGCUCCUCCCAGGUGAAAAUCAACGUGAAAAGCUUUGAACAGCCAGACAAGACAGUUGCUGUCUUGGAAGCUGGAAUGCCCAACCCUUACAAACUAGAGGCUUUGCUGGAAACAGGCGCAGGGUUAAAGGCGAAACUUGGAGCAGAAAUGGAGAUAGGUUUGUUUGAUAAGCAUCUAGCUGUGCAGGGGAAGUUAACACAUUCCAACCUUCCAAAACAACAGAUGGAGUAUAUGGAAAGGUUUCAGGAGCUGAUCCCUGGAGUUGCUUUCAAGAUGGGCCUUACAGAAAUAGUUCAAAGAAACCCCUCGCAAGAGAUCACAGUGAUUUUAGCUUUAAUUACUGAAAAAGAUGCUGCCGUGGUCAUGAGGACGGAAGAUAGGACCUAUUUUGAUGAAGACUACAAGCUUCUAUAUUCAUUGCCUCUGGACCCCUCCAUCCAAAUCCCCAAAAUCUGGGACAUUCCAACUAGGAUCCUUGCUAGUGUGAAUGGUAUUUGCAGAGUAGACGAUCGAGUGGUCUUAGGCUUCAAUGGAGAAGAGACCUCUAAAAAUAUGCCUCCAGACUGUUUCAUGCUCUUGUUACGAGACUGUAGCUGUCACAAGAAACUUAUGGUGCAAAUGAAAUAUGAAUCUGAUCAUGAAAACUCCCCAUUACUCAAGAUCAAUAUUGGCAACAAUGAAAUUAUCUUGAUGUCUCGCAAUGAAAAUGUCUUGGUAUAUAUUAAUGAUACUGAAAGAAAUCUGGAAUCAACAGCCCCACUCAGACUGGACGAUUUCCCCAUGAUGCUUUCAAAAGAAGAAAACAGAGUUACUAUUUCUGCUUCCCAGUUUGGACUUGAGAAAUUGACCUUUAAUGGAACUAAUGUCAAGAUUGAAGUUAAUCCCUUGAUCACAUAUGGAUGUGGUCUCUGCGGGCUGUACGGUGAAGUGUCAGAGAAAUACCGAACACCAAGUGGCCGCAUAGCUAAAGAUAGCACCGGCUUUGGUCACUCCUGGGUAGUCCCUGGUGGAGUUUGCAAUCUGCAGCAGUCUAUGGUGAACCAUCCGAGCCCAUCUCUGCUUGGAGAACAAAAUAUUCAAUGCAUUUCCAAUCAGCCAGUGUUGGAAUGUCGCAAAGACUGCACACCCACCACAGCCACCCAAAUUUCUACUGGCUUCCACUGUGUACCUACUGGAACAACUUUGCCUGCCAACCUGGCAAAACUGGCUGAAAAAUCUGAAGACCUGGUAGCUCUUGUUAACUCCGAUAUUCAAGUACCUUUCUGGAUGAUGGGGAAAACCUGUGGAAUUUGUGGAAGAUAUGAUGUUGAAUAUGAACAGGAAUAUAAGAUGCCCAGUGGCUAUGUAGCCAAAAAUGCAGUGAGCUUUGUUCAGACUUGGAUUCUUCCAAAAGAUUCUUGUGUCACAGGUUAA
This is a messenger RNA of Elgaria multicarinata webbii, 5439 nucleotides long. RefSeq names its product vitellogenin-2-like. Gene Ontology annotation, molecular function: lipid carrier activity. The record is from RefSeq and is a predicted model, not a curated record. Gene Ontology annotation, biological process: lipid transport. The coding region runs from base 1 to 5439 and encodes 1812 amino acids. Lineage: Eukaryota; Metazoa; Chordata; Lepidosauria; Squamata; Anguidae. The transcript is spliced from 38 exons.